Molecule: messenger RNA, 6259 nt
Organism: Amaranthus tricolor (Joseph's coat)
Lineage: Eukaryota; Viridiplantae; Streptophyta; Magnoliopsida; Caryophyllales; Amaranthaceae
Product: clathrin heavy chain 1-like
Exons: 30
Coding region: 270-5402 (1710 amino acids)
Biological process (GO): receptor-mediated endocytosis; intracellular protein transport
Cellular component (GO): clathrin coat of coated pit; clathrin complex; Golgi apparatus
Molecular function (GO): clathrin light chain binding; structural molecule activity
Source: RefSeq, a predicted model, not a curated record
CAAAACAGGAAAAAAACAUUCCUUUAAAAUAAUGAAUCAAACAAGCAAAAACAAAUUCCUACAAUUAGAAAUGUAACGAACAAAAAUAACGCACUUGCAGUCAUUUUCUUUCCCAUUUGAUCAAUGAACGAGCAUUUUCUUUCCUCGCAUUCUCAUGAGUCGGCGAUCAUUCCUUACUCUUGAUUCCCGCUCUAUUUUUAUUAUUAAUCCAUACAUUCAAUUGAAUUCAAUAAAUUUUGUUGAUUGUUCGAGGAUUUAAUCUCGUAGCUAUGGCGGCGGCUAAUGCACCAAUCGUAAUGCGUGAAAUUCUCACGUUGCCAAGCAUUGGAAUAAAUCCACAAUUCAUCACAUUUAAUAAUGUGACGAUGGAAUCAGAGAAGUAUAUAUGUGUACGAGAAACAUCACCGCAGAAUAGUGUUGUUAUUGUUGAUAUGAACAUGCCGAUGCAACCGUUACGAAGGCCAAUUAUGGCGGAUUCUGCUCUCAUGAAUCCAAAUACUCGAAUUCUCUCCUUGAAAGCUAAACUUCCAGGUACCACACAAGAUCAUUUACAAAUUUUUAAUAUUGAAUCAAAGACAAAGGUGACAUCACACCAGAUGCCUGAGCAGAUUGUCUUCUGGAAGUGGAUUUCUCCAAAUAUGCUUGGACUCGUGACACAGACAUCAGUAUAUCACUGGUCAAUUGAUGGGCAUUCUCAACCCGUAAAAGUUUUUGAAAGGACUGCUAAUUUGGCAAACAACCAAAUAAUCAACUAUAUUUGUGACCCUUCUGAAAAGUGGUUGGUCUUGAUUGGUAUUGCUCCUGGUUCACCUGAGAGGCCUCAACUUGUUAAAGGAAGUAUGCAGCUCUAUUCUGUUGAUCAGCAGCGCAGUCAAGCUCUUGAAGCUCAUGCCGCAUCAUUUGCCUCUUAUAAAGUCCCUGGAAGUGAAAAGCCUUCUACUCUUAUUAUGUUUGCCACUAAGUCCAUGAAUGCUGGCCAGGUUACUUCCAAGCUGCACAUCAUAGAGCUUGGUGCUCAGCCAGGAAAAGCAAGUUUUACAAAGAAACAAGCUGAUCUAUUCUUCCCUCCAGAUUUUGCUGAUGAUUUUCCAGUUGCGAUGCAGAUCUCCCAAAGAUAUGGUUUGAUUUAUGUUAUUACCAAGCUUGGCCUAUUAUUUGUGUAUGACCUUGAGUCUGCAAGUGCUGUUUAUCGGAAUCGAAUCAGUCCGGAUCCCAUUUUUUUGACAUCAGAGGCUGCAUCUGCUGGCGGCUUCUAUGCCAUCAACAGAAGGGGGCAAGUUCUUCUUGCCACUGUUAAUGAAGCUACUAUUGUUCCUUUUGUCAGUGGCCAAUUAAACAAUUUGGAGCUUGCUGUUAAUCUUGCCAAAAGGGGCAAUCUCCCUGGUGCAGAAAAUCUGUUUGUUCAGCGCUUCCAAGAGUUAUUCGCUCAAACAAAGUACAAGGAAGCUGCUGCACUUGCUGCUGAAUCUCCACAAGGCAUAUUGCGUACUCCUGACACUGUCGCAAAAUUUCAGAGUGUUCCUGUUCAAUCAGGGCAAACCCCGCCUCUCUUACAAUACUUUGGGACACUUCUGACUAGAGGAAAACUUAAUGCAUUUGAAUCUCUAGAACUAUCCCGCCUCGUUGUGAAUCAAAACAAGAAAAAUCUUCUGGAGAAUUGGUUGGCAGAAGACAAAUUGGAGUGCACUGAGGAACUUGGAGAUCUAGUUAAGACUGUUGACACUGACCUUGCUUUGAAGAUAUAUAUCAAAGCUAGAGCAACUCCUAAGGUUGUUGCUGCCUUUGCCGAGCGUCGGGAAUUUGACAAAAUUCUCAUUUACUCGAAGCAGGUCGGCUAUGCACCAGAUUACUUGUUCCUUAUCCAAACUAUUCUUCGACAAGAUCCUCAGGGUGCCGUCAAUUUUGCACUGAUGAUGUCCCAAAUGGAGGGAGGGUGUGCCGUUGAUUAUGACACUAUAACAGAUCUUUUUCUUCAGAGAAACUUAAUUCGGGAAGCAACAGCAUUUCUACUGGAUGUUUUAAAAUCAAAUUCGCCUGAACAUGGUUUUCUGCAAACAAAGGUUUUGGAAAUCAAUCUUGUUACCUUUCCCAAUGUGGCUGAUGCUAUUUUAGCAAACGGAAUGUUCAGUCACUAUGAUCGUUCUAGAGUUGCUCAGCUUUGCGAGAAAGCUGGUCUUUACAUACAAGCACUUCGGCACUACACUGAUUUACCUGACAUCAAACGUGUUAUUGUGAAUACCCAUGCGAUAGAACCACAGGCACUUGUUGAUUUCUUUGGGACACUUUCCUGUGAGUGGGCACUAGAGUGCAUGAAGGACCUUUUACUUGUCAAUCUCAGGGGCAACCUUCAGAUUAUUGUCCAGACUGCUAAGGAGUAUAGUGACCAACUGGGUGUAGAUACAUGCAUUAAACUCUUCGAGCAAUUUAAAUCAUAUGAAGGGCUGUAUUUUUUCCUUGGGUCAUAUUUGAGCUCCAGUGAUGAUCCUGAUAUUCACUUUAAAUACAUUGAAGCAGCUGCUAAAACUGGGCAGCUUAAAGAAGUGGAACGAGUUACUAGAGAGUCCAACUUUUAUGAUGCUGAAAAAACAAAAAACUUCCUGAUGGAAGCCAAGCUUCCCGAUGCACGUCCGCUGAUUAAUGUUUGUGAUCGUUUUGGUUUUGUUCCUGACCUCACACACUACCUUUAUGUAAAUAACAUGCUUCGUUAUAUUGAAGGGUAUGUUCAGAAGGUUAAUCCGGGAAAUGCACCGAUAGUUGUUGGGCAACUACUUGAUGAUGAAUGUCCUGAAGAUUUUAUCAAGGGUCUAAUACUUUCUGUUCGCUCUCUCCUUCCAGUCGAGCCACUUGUGGAGGAAUGUGAGAAGAGAAAUCGACUUCGUUUGCUCACCCAAUUUCUCGAGCAUCUUGUUAGUGAAGGAAGCCAAGAUGUGCAUGUGCACAAUGCUCUGGGUAAAAUUAUCAUUGAGAGUAACAAUAAUCCUGAGCAUUUUCUCAUGACCAACCCAUACUAUGAUUCACGUGUUGUGGGUAAAUAUUGUGAGAAGCGUGACCCGACCCUUGCUGUUGUUGCUUAUAGGCGAGGGCAAUGUGAUGACGAGCUUAUCAACGUCACAAAUAAGAAUUCUUUGUUCAAGCUGCAAGCAAGAUAUGUUGUUGAAAGAAUGGAUAGUGAUCUAUGGGAAAAGGUCCUCAAUCCUGAAAAUGAGUAUAGAAGGCUGAUCAUUGAUCAAGUUGUGUCCACUGCUUUGCCCGAAAGCAAGAGUCCUGAACAAGUUUCUGCUGCUGUUAAGGCUUUUAUGACAGCUGAUCUUCCUCAUGAGUUGAUUGAGCUUCUUGAAAAGAUUGUCCUUCAGAACUCUGCUUUCAGUGGAAAUUCAAAUCUGCAGAACCUCUUGAUUUUGACAGCCAUCAAGGCAGAUUCAUCCAGAGUUAUGGAUUAUGUCAACAGGUUGGAUAACUUUGAUGGACCCGCAGUUGGAGAAAUAGCUGUUGAGGCCAAGCUUUACGAAGAAGCAUUUGCAAUCUUCAAGAAAUUCAAUCUUAAUGUGCAGGCGGUUAAUGUGCUAUUGGAUAACAUUCAAAGCAUUGACAGGGCUGUGGAAUUUGCAUUCCGAGUUGAAGAGGAUACUGUUUGGAGCCAAGUUGCAAAGGCUCAGUUGAGGGCUGGGUUGGUCAGUGAUGCAAUCGAGUCAUUUAUACGCGCUGAGGAUGCCACACAAUUUUUGGAUGUGAUUCGUGCUGCUGGAGAUGCAGACGUCUACCAUGAUUUGGUUAAGUAUCUUCUUAUGGUUAGACAACAAAUCAAGGAGCCUAGGGUGGAUGGUGAACUCAUAUAUGCCUAUGCCAAGAUUGAUAGGUUGAGUGAGAUUGAAGAAUUCAUACUCAUGCCAAACAUUGCCAACCUCCAGAGUGUUGGUGAUCGCUUGUUUGAUGAAGCUUUAUAUGAAGCUGCAAAGAUAAUUUAUGCAUUUAUUUCCAAUUGGGCAAAGUUAGCUGUUACCUUGGUGAGGCUAAAACAAUUCCAAAGUGCUGUUGAUGCAGCACGAAAAGCUAAUAGCGCAAAGACUUGGAAGGAAGUUUGCUUUGCAUGCGUUGAUGCUGAAGAAUUCAGAUUAGCUCAAAUUUGUGGUCUUAACAUCAUUUUACAGGUUGAUGACAUGGAGGAGGUCAGCCAGUAUUAUCAGAAUAGAGGCUGUUUCAAAGAGAUAAUUUCAUUGAUGGAAAGCGGUCUUGGAUUGGAACGUGCACACAUGGGAAUUUUUACUGAGCUGGGAGUACUUUAUGCUAGAUAUCGCUCUGAGAAGCUUAUGGAGCACAUUAAGCUAUUCUCUACCCGACUGAAUAUUCUUAAACUAAUCAGAGCCUGCGAUGAACAGCAGCACUGGAAAGAGCUUACAUAUCUUUAUAUUCAGUAUGAUGAAUUUGAUAAUGCUUCUGUUACUGUAAUGAAUCACUCUCCUGAGGCCUGGGAUCACAUGCAGUUCAAGGAUAUUCUGGUUAAAGUUGCCAAUGUUGAGCUAUACUAUAAAGCUGUGCACUUCUACCUACAAAAGCAUCCUGAUCUUAUUAAUGACAUGCUUAAUGUCCUGGCACUUCGUCUAGACCAUACACGUGUUGUUGACAUAAUGAGAAAGGCAGGUAAUAUCCAUCUUGUGAAGCCAUACAUGAUAGCAGUUCAGAGCAACAAUGUCUAUGCUGUAAAUGAGGCCCUGAAUGAAAUAUAUGUUGAGGAUGAAGACUAUGAAAGAUUGCGAGAGUCAAUUGAUUUACAUGAUAACUUUGAUCACAUAGGGCUUGCACAAAAGAUUGAGAAACAUGAGCUUCUGGAGAUGAGACGCGUUGCUGCUUAUAUCUAUAAGAAGGCAGGUCGAUGGAAGCAGUCUAUUGCACUGUCAAAGAAAGAUAAACAUUAUAGAGAUGCAAUGGAAACAUGUUCGCAAUCUGGUGGGCGGGAGCUGGCUGAAGAAUUAUUAGUUUAUUUCAUACAGGAGGGAAAGAAGGAGUGUUUCGCUGCUUGCCUUUUCGUGUGUUACGAUGUAAUACGAUCAGAUGUUGCCCUUGAGCUGGCCUGGAUUAACAACAUGAUUGACUUUGCCCUCCCAUACUUAUUACAGUUUAUUCGUGAGUACACGGGGAAGAUUGAUGAACUUAUCAAGGAUAAAAUCGAGGCUCAGAAGGAAACAAAAGCGAAGGAGCAGGAAGAGAAGGAUGUUAUCGCACAACAGAAUAUGUACGCUCAGUUGCUGCCUCUUGCUUUGCCCGCUCCUUCAAUGCCGGGUUCUAUGCCUCCACCACCACCUGGAAUGGGAGGUUAUGGACCACCACUCCCCAUGGGAGGAAUGGGAGGUAUGGGUAUGCCUCCUAUGCCGCCUUUUGGUAUGCCAACAAUGGGAGGCUACUAACUUUUGUACUCCCGAAAACUUGUACGUUCUGAUCCGUGCUUGCAACAUCAGGCUGUUGAGCUUCAGCUUAAAAUUUUGCAGUGCUUCUAAUCGUUCAAAAUCAUAGCUUUGACAACUUCUAAUAAUCAAUUUAAUUUUAGGUCAAUAAGAUAAUAAUGUUAUCUUUUCAUUUUUUCAUUUAAUUAUAUCGAGUAUUAUCAUUUUUGUAUCACUCCAUUCAUUUUUUUGACCAAAAACUUAUUCUUUGUAUUGUUGUUGCUGCUGGCAAGAAAAACUAAUAAAAGUCCCUUUAGAGUUGCAAAAUGAUUUUAGAAGUCCAUUUUAUAUUUUGCGAUGGUUUCUCAGUUCAAUGCAAUUGAUUGUGGAGUAGUUUAGAUUAAAUUUUGAGCUAGUUUUGUGAAAGACAAUUAUUCGGUGAGAUGACUUCAAACAAAGAGCUUAUAUUCUCAUAAUAUGUAUGAGAUGAACUAUUUUAUCCAUGUAUAAGGCACAUCUCUUGGUGAAACUGUCUCAUACAACAAUAUGUGUUUCUGGUAUGAAUUGUGAAUCGCACAAGAGUUAGUUAUCAACUUUAAUUAAUUUUUUCUAAAAUAUGGUUAGAAAAUAAUUAAAAUUUAUAGUAUAAAGGAUUAUUUUCUCCUGAAAGCAAUCGAUUAGUUUACCUAACAUGAAUAAAUUUAAAUACUCACACUCAAACUCUGCACUCAAACCAACUAACUUUUCCUCAAGCUAAUUUAGGACCAUCAUAGACAUCUUCUCUGCCGACAAUAUGGACUAAGGUUUUCAUGUGAAGCUAAUAACUCUAUGACCAAUAAUAAUAACUUUGGCCUUAGAUUAAAUAGUCAUAAUCUAGGGAA